Colletotrichum scovillei is the source of this 5451-nucleotide messenger RNA. RefSeq lists its product as uncharacterized. NCBI's taxonomy places the organism in Eukaryota, Fungi, Ascomycota, Sordariomycetes, Glomerellales, Glomerellaceae. Gene Ontology annotation, biological process: nucleoside metabolic process. Gene Ontology annotation, molecular function: protein binding; catalytic activity. The transcript is spliced from 3 exons. The record is from RefSeq and is a predicted model, not a curated record. The coding region runs from base 498 to 4217 and encodes 1239 amino acids.
GGUCACUCGGUGCGAACGCUCUUGUCAAGCCUUAUUCGCAGUCAACUGAUGCAUUUCAUCGUUUUUGCAUACAAUCACCAUUCCUAGUUAAUUCAAGAAAAACCUUUCCACAUGAUGAUACCACUCGUCUGCUUCAUCAAACUACUGGAUACUUCACCAAUCAUCCCCAUCCCACCAAGUGUGGCUGUGAUGCAGCAAACCUACAGUACAUCGCGAAUCAGAUUUGCAAGAUGCUCAGCCUGCUGCACCAAACCACAUGACGGCGACAACGGCCUGUGCCUCACAAUAAGGGCCUGAUCCCACGCAGAUUACGGAUAAAAGGGCAGCUAACCCCGCUUUCCACACUUCCAACUUGCUCGGUAUCUUGCGGCAGUACCAUCACCAUUCUUGCUUGUCAACCGUAUCUUGACGUUUCCCAUGCGGCUCAGGCUGUUCGCGCUCUCACCCCCUUCCAUAGCCGCUCUAUUUGCUUACCAUCGAUAGUUAGAACGCCGUCCAUGGGAGACUUUGCAAAAUACACGAUCGGCUGGAUAUGCGCCCUACCUACCGAGUUCAACGCGGCGAAAGCUUUCUUCGACGAGAAGCACCAAGACUGCCCUCCUGUCGCACAUCACGACAACAACAGCUAUGCGCUGGGCAGGAUUAGCCAUCAUAACGUUGUGGUCGCCGUCUUGCCUGACGGGGAGUAUGGUACAACUUCGGCUGCCGUAGUGGCCCGAGGCAUGCUGCACAGCUUCCCUAAUGUUCGCAUUGGGCUCAUGGUUGGCAUCGGCGGCGGCGCGCCAAGCCCAGAACAGGACGUGCGGCUUGGCGAUGUUGUUGUUAGCAGCCGUGACAGAGGCAAGGGCGGCGUGUUUCAGUACGAUUAUGGCAAACUGGUUCAAAACCAGAAUAUCUCCUUUGAGCACACGGAUUUCUUAGAUCAACCCCCAAUGGCCCUGCGAGCAGCUGUAAGUGCUCUGAAGGGCCAAUACGAAAUGGAGGGGCACCAGCUCAAUGAGCACAUCGAAAAAGCAUUAGCAAGGUGGCCUCGCCUGCGAAAGACAUACGCGCGGCCCCCUUCGAAUAGCGACAGGCUCUAUGAAUCCGAUGUCCUUCAUCCGGAUGGAGCGGACAAAUGCGAUAGCGCAUGCGGCGACAGCCCAUCUCACCUCGUGCAUCGGACUGACCGAAAGGACCUUGACGAUAAUCCCGCCAUCCACCAUGGAUUGAUUGCUAGUUCGAAUCAGCUGAUGAAAAAUGCCAAAAUCAGGGAUACCAUGGCAAAAGAGAAGGGCGUUCUAUGUUUUGAGAUGGAAGCGGCUGGUCUGAUGAACCAUUUCCCGUGCCUGGUGGUCCGUGGGAUCUGCGACUACUCCGACUCACACAAGAACAAAGAAUGGCAAGGGUUCGCAGCGAUGACGGCGGCUGCUUACGCGACGGACCUUUUGCGUCAGAUUCCGCUGAAUAAGGUCGAGGCCGAGACACCAAUCGGGGAGACAAUGAGUCAAAUUCAAAAAGAUCUCAGCUCUGUGCACGACGUUGUGACUGGAACACAUACGGCUGUGACAGCCUUCAGAGACGAUCAGCAUGUUCGAAAACUUCAUCGCUGGCUAUCACCUGCAGACCCGUCGACCAACGUCACAAUAGCGAGAGAACGCCGACAUGCUGGCACUGGGUGUUGGUUGCUGGAAAGUACCGCAUUCCGUGAGUGGGUGGCUGGGAAACGCCAACAUUUAUGGCUCUAUGGUCUUGCGGGAUGUGGCAAGACAGUCUUGAGCACUACAAUUCUCGACCAUCUCGAGGAAAUGGGCGCGCACCUCACAUUGAGGUUCUUCUUCGAUUUCAGCGAUACCAGGAAGCAAACUCUGGAGGACUUGUUGCGCUCGUUGGCGAUUCAACUUCACCAUACCGGGAUAGAGGCUGCAAAAGCGCUUGACAGACUUUUUACUUCGAGCGACGACGGCCGCCGACAGCCAGGCGUCAGCGCUCUUUCGGCCUGUGUUGACUCGAUGUUACAGAGCUCUUCAGACAGCGCCGUCGUCCUAGACGCUCUGGAUGAAUCUACAACGAGAGAUAAGCUCCUUUCCUGGAUUGGGCGACUUUCCAGCAGCCCGAACGCGAAGCGCAUCAAGCUUAUCGUGACUGGGCGGCCCGAAGCAGAAUUUCAACACGAGAUUCCUCGGCUUUUCGGCGAGAAUAACUGCAAGCUGCUGAGCAAAGAGGCUGUCAACGCGGACAUAAGCUCCUUUGUCGACUACGAGCUCCAUCAGCGGCCUGACUUCAAGGACAAGAAAAUACCUCACGAUCUCUUAAAUCAAAUACGCAGCCAGGUCGGAGACGGAGCGGAUGGGAUGUUUCGAUGGGCGGCUUGUCAGUUGGACAGCCUUGCCAAAUGCCUCCACCCUCAAGCCAUCAGAGAAGCUUUACGCAAUUUGCCCGGGGAUCUCAACGAAACGUACCAGCGCAUGCUUCGGAGCAUACCGCCAGAACUCAAAGACGAUGCAUUCCGUCUGCUACAGUUUCUAGUCCACGCCAAACGACCAUUGACAGUAUCGGAAGCUGUGGACGUGAUUGCCACGCUGAUAGAGAAAGGCCAACGAGGGUUUAAUGUCGAACGCAGACUACUUCGCGACGACGACAUACUGUGUUACUGUCCCAGUUUGGUAACAAUCGCUAAGGUCGAGCGACACAAGGGAAUAGUAAGAGAAGUACAGCUUGCCCACUUUUUAGUCAAGGAAUACCUGGUGGAACGAAACCAGUUCAACCUUGAAAUGGCUAGCAGCGCAAUCGCGAGGACUUGCUUCACUUACAUCAGAAGCAUUGAUUGUAGAUUCGAGAUCAUGAGAACCACUUGCCCUCUGGCACGGUAUGCUGCGGAGGUUGCACUGGGACAUGCCCAAUUGGCAGAAUCGUCUCAUGAGGCUUUUGACGACACAGCAACCUUCUUCCAAGAAGAGACCGCUUUUAUAAGAUGGCGCUAUCUCUAUCAGCCCGGUAGACCUCGGAAUGAUGAGCUUAUCUUCCCUGAAGCAGGAUGCCUGUAUUAUACUUGUCUCGGUGGACUAUCAAGGGUAUCUAGAUUCCUCAUUGACAAAGGAGCAGAUAUCAACGCACAGGCUGGCGAGUACGGUAACGCUCUCCAGGCUGCCUGUAAAGAAGGCCAUCAAGAGAUCGUACGGCUUCUCCUCGACAAAGGCGCACGCGUUAAUGCCCAGAGCGGCUACUACGGCAACGCUCUCCAGGCUGCCUCUUAUAACGGUCGUCAAGAGAUCGUACAGCUCCUUCUCAACAAAGGCGCAGACGUCAACGCACAGGGCGGCUACUACGGCAACGCCCUCUACGCUGCCUCUUUUAGAGGCAAUCAAGUGGUAGUACAGCUUCUCGUCGACAAAGGCGCCGACGUCAACGCACAGGUCAUCGACUACCUACACGUGCAGGGCGGGUACACCAACGCUCUUCAGGCUGCCUCUUAUAAUGGUCAUCAAGAGACCGUAAAGCUUCUACUUGAUAGAGGCGCAGACGUCAAUACGCAGGGCGGAGAGUUUUAUAACCCUCUUGCUCUCCAGGCCGCCUCAUCAGGAGGCCAUCAGGAGAUUGUACGGCUUCUCCUCGACAAAGGCGCCGACGUCAAUGCCCAGAGCGGCAGGUACGGCAGCGCUCUCCAGGUUGCCUCAUCAGGAGGCCAUCAAGAGAUCGGACAUCUUCUCCUCGACAAAGGCGCGAACGUUAACGCAAACGCAAAGGACUAUAAGUACGGCAGCGCUCUUCAGGCUGCCUCUGAAGAAGGCCAUCAGGAGAUCGUACAGCUUCUCGUCGACAAAGGCGCCGACGUCAACGCACGGGGUGGCGACUUCUACAGCAACGCUCUCCAGGCUGCCUCUUCUGGAGGCUAUCGAGAGAUCGUACAGCUUCUCCUUGACAAAGGCGCAGACGUCAACGCGCAGGGCAACUACUACGGCAACACCCUCUACGCUGCCUCUUCUGGAGGCGAUCAAGAGGUCGUACAGCUUCUCCUUGAAAAAGGCGCCGACGUCAACGCACAGGGUGGCGAACAUGGCAACGCUCUCCAGGCUACCUCUUCUGGAGGCUAUCGAGAGAUCGUACAGCUUCUCCUCAACAAAGGCGCAGACGUCAACGCGCAGGGCGGCUACUACGGCAACGCUCUCCAGGCUGCCUGUUCUCAAGGCUAUCAAGAAAUCGUACAGCUUCUCCUCGACAAAGGGGCAAGUAUAUAAGACAAGUACUUUCAAAGAAUAUAUCCCAAGGGAGUCACCAUUGUUCUGGAGGAUGGUUACUGUAGAUGUACUGCGAGGCUAAUUCGGCAGCGGCUUUAAACUGACUGUAUAGCACUGAAGGCACCGCCUUUGUCACCAUUUUCUCAUUCGACGCGGCGUGGGAAUGGUGUUUCGUGUGAAAUGAUCCACACCAUUUACUGAUUCUUGAUGUCUUUGAUAAGAGCUUAAACUUUUUUUUAAAGCACUUCGGCGGUCCAAUGUAGCCACCUUUACCUACAAGUAACAGAGCACCUAUGGUCGGGCAAACGCUACUUCAAAUCCUUUGAUAACCUUUUUGUGAAAAGGAUCGGCUUUAUUUCUCUGGCAUGCUUCACUUCAUGGCUAUACGGCGGCGCAGGUGCUAUUGUAGCAAAAUGGUUCUUCCCAAACGUUUACUCACAGAGAAUGCGGUUGGAAUUUAUGGCGGUGGGUACGGGCUUGAGUGUAGAUAUAGAGCCCAAAAGUGGAAUCUAGAUUGCUUGAACAUUGGUCGGACGGAGAACCAAUUCAGUAUGAAAGAUAGUUGGACAGCCGAUUAGUACCGGAUGCCUGUCUGAAGGUAAGCAGAAGUGUACCUUUUCGUCGGCCGCACUGUAAAGAUGCCCCAUUAAGUCUCCACUAGGCACACUACUUUUCAAGACUUAUGUCGACGUAUCGUUACUGCAUUACGGUCCAGAACUUGCGCGAAGCUGCGAAUAUUUUUGGCUUACGCUUGUACAUCAAAGUUUUCUCAAGUACCCGUGGCCUGUGCACCCAGACUGCAAUGAGUGUAAGGAGGACAUGCAAAGUGCACAUAGCUGUACAUACGAGAUGGUUAUCUGACCCUACACUUCUAGAAGCUAGCAUGCCCCAUUCACUGGCGAACCUCGCGGACAGUAAGACGGCAAGAAAGAAGAUGAAAAACACCCUUCCAUGUAAUGUAGCUGACUUUACAUACGGGACCAAAGAUCAGCCAACAGCUCUUGGCAUGAUCAAUCCUGCGACCAAGACAACCCAGAAAUAUCUACUUGAUUCGGGAAGGAAGAGGCGGGUGCAGCUCGAGGCGAGUGCAGCAAGCACCGUUCACUAAGAUUUGUUAGCCACAUCACUCAGAACAACCAAAGGCUGCCGAGUUUGCGACCAAACAAGAAUGCAAAAUGGUCCGACCAGAGAACAAUUCCAUCGGCGCCUGUAAAACAUAUCUUUUCAUACCAAC